Ectocarpus siliculosus is the source of this 1912-nucleotide messenger RNA. NCBI's taxonomy places the organism in Eukaryota, Phaeophyceae, Ectocarpales, Ectocarpaceae. The record is from the annotation of a GenBank genome assembly.
AUGGUCGGGAUUCUUGUCCGGGACGCGGCGAUGGCUAUGACUGGAAUCGAGCUCGCGAGGCGCGUGCCGGACUACCUCCGCCGCAGGACCGCCGCCCGCCGUGAGCUGGACGACGCCCUUCCUGACGUCGACGACACCGUUCCGGAGGUUGACCACAUCCUUCCCGAGCUUGACGACACCCUUCCCGACUGUGGGGUGCCGUUUGACAAGGACCGCGUCGGGCAGUGCUGCGGCGACGGAGGACACCAGAUGGACGACCAGAUGGGCUUCCAGCACCCCGAGUUCUACUUGAAGAGGGAAACGACGACCUCCGCCGCGGACGCCGUCUGUAGGGUGCCCAGCUUCCUGCACGAGGACGGGGCGACCAGCUCGGACGGCGCCUUGGAGAUGACCGUGUCCAUCGCCCCGUUCGAUGUGCAUACGGACGGCAUGUACUCGUUUCCCACGUACUUCCGUGGCUUUCAGGUGGCGCAUUCGCUCGAGGACCUCUGUGUUGCCCCGGAGGUGACCGCCCCCUCCGGAACGGACACCUCCUUCAUGGAGGGCGAGACGCUGUGCUUGGUGGUUCCUAUCCGCAAGUACCCGAGAGCCAGCAAGACCGACGACGAGACGUUCGCGGCCCUUACCUGCGAUGAGGCCGGCGCAUGUGUGCUCGCCACGUUGCCCACCGUGGCGCCCCUCGAUCUUCGCCACAUUCACGAGCGUCUCGUGCUGGCCGAAGCGAGUCACGCUGGGCUUGAAUUGCUGCGGCAGACCGCAGACCUCCAGCGCCUCUUCCUCGAGUGGGAGGGGACCAUGGUGUGCCACGCCAUCGACCCCGAUGAUGAUGAUGAUGAUGAUGACCACAGCGACCCCCCCACCGUGUACACCUUCGCCUGGGCAAAGAGAGUGAUGUCAAGCGUUGGAGCGCUGGCGCGUCCUGUGCUCGAGCAUGUUGGAGGCUAUGUGACGACCGUCGGCCAGCGCCUCUCGGCGAUCAACGUGUCGGCGAUGCUGUCAAGAUGCUUCGGGAGCAUGGCGGCUAUUUCCCCGUCGCACUUCGACCUCGCCUGGCUUUCAGCCUGCGAUCUGCUGGUUGGUGUUCUGCUGCUCGAUGUCGUCGUUCGGGCAUCAAAGUUCUGCUGGCGCUCUCUCGGAGGUGGUGGCGACGAGGGGGCGGCUGACGGCGGCAAAGCAAAGCCGCCAGCCCCAUCCGUCGACGACCAGUCGGUACCCGAGUGGGCGCGGAUGUUCCGCGCAGACUUGGCGUGUGCAGAGACGCGGAUGAAGGGGGAGAACCUUGCCGACCUCGCCUCUGUGCACGCAAUCUUCAACCGGGGAUUCAGCGACCAUUCUCGCGCUCCGGAGCGGAAGAUGAAGGAAACGCUGAAGAAGCAGAAGGCGGAGUUGAAAAGGGGAUUUGCGGAGCAGGCGGAGGCGCUGAAGCGCAAGUACGCCGCCGACCUGAAGGCCGGUCUUGCCGCCGAGCGGGCCGCGGCUGCGUCGUUCCAGGCCCAGGCCGAGGCUCGCUUGCGGCAGGCGAUCACGGCCCUGGCGAGGGAAGCAAGCGAGGGCAAGCAGCAGCACGACGUGGACCCUCCGGUAGCGGCCCCCUUCCAUGGCUCGGCGCUCGUGGGCGGGCACGAGGAGACGAAGGAGGAGGGGCAGACUUUGGGGAAACGGAAACAGCCGGGCCGGAGGGGGCUGGGCAAGGGAGGAAGGAUGCCACCGCCACCGCAACCGCACCCGAGCGGCAAGUAAGACCGGCGACGCCUCGAAAGGGUCGUGCGGCAACUCUGGGGGUGGGGUGGAUGGGGGAGGGCAUGGAGGGUAUCUGCACCGGCGCGUAGUACCACCCACAACUUCAGCCGACCAGCUUGCGGCGAGAAUUCAUUUAUUUGGUUUCGGUUUUCUGAUUAGCACCCUCCGGGGG